UGUGCUGCUUUGAGUCGGAGUUUGAUAAGAAGAGCCCGGGCGGGUCGCGGCUCACCGAGUCGUCGGGACAUGCGAAAGCGAGAGCCCCGCGGACGGGCCGCGCACCCCCUCCGCCCCGCCGCAGUGGACUCGUCGCUAAUAACCUUGGCGAGAGCCGGCCGAGCCGCCGAACAGCGGCUGCGACUCCGGCGAGGGAAGCUCGACUGCGGACAUGGCGGAGAGCGAGCGCUCGCCCCACGAGCACCGGGAGACGCGCGCCCGCGACGGCGACGGCGACGGCGACGGCGUCGAAGCGGCGGCGCCGCCGCGGGGACGCGGCUGCGGAAGAAAACGGAAAGGGACGCCCGUGAAAGUCUUCGUUACGGCCGCUGAAGAGGAGAUCAACCCCGAGCGCGCGCGCUGCAGAGGUGACGUAAAGGAAGCAGCUGAGACCAAACGUCCCACGGCGGACGCGUCUCUCCACAAGACGGAAGCGUCUCCCAACAACCGUGGUCCGUCAGAGCCGACUCAUGACAAAGUCUCCGCCGCAUCCAAAGCUAGCUCCAUCUCCGCCUCCGCGCCAGCUCGCAGCUCGACCCCGGUCCCGGCGACCUCGGCUCGAGCCCUUUCCGUGACCCCCGGGUCCGCGGCGGCGACCGCCCCGGUGGCCUCCGCUACGGCCCCGGUAACCGGCGCCUUCCCGCCUUCCCCUAACUGUCGCAUCAGAGAGGUUCACUGCGGCAGCCAAGUUCGACUGGUGGUGAUUGCAAUCCGAAACAUCGCCAAGGGGGAGGAGAUCACCGUGGACUACAGCCUGACCGAGUGGGGGGAGAACCUGGGUUUCCGCAGUUCUGCGUCUCCACCGCAACCGGAGUGCAACUCUGAUGCAGAGAAUAACAUCAAAAAGGAGGACGAGGCUCCGUCGACCACCCAGCGACCAAAGAAGCAGCAGCAGCAGCGGCAGCAGUACCGGGACUACGUCACGCCCUCUUGGUCUCUUUCCCCCUCUUCCUCGCCCAUCUCGCAUUCUGACGCCACUGACUCCGAUGCGGCAGACGAGGACAACGCCAGCCUCCGCGGGCGCGCCCCGCGUCGACGCAAGAAGCGGCACGGUACCCCUCCGAAGAAAAAGACCCCCCAUCGAACUGAGUCCGGGCACCCGGCCCCCGCCGCCUCCGAUCGUCCGCUCCCGUCAUGCCGCCCGCCUGCGCCCUCUCCUCCCGGCUCCUCUUUGUCCACCUCCGCCAAAGCUGCGUUCAAAGCUCCCGCUCCUCUCGGCACGGGCGGCACGGGCGACCCGGACGCCCCCCCCCGAGGAGGCGUGUCCGUAGACUCCACGCGCCAAACUUGCGACUACUGCGGACGCCACUUCCGCUCGCUGGGCCGCCAUCUAGACAAACACCACGCCCACCAGCCCGACGUGUGCUCCGCCCUCGUCGAGCGUUACACUCGGAUGCCCCGCUUGCACGCGCAUAACGCAAUUGUCCCCGCUCAUCACGACUCAAAAGCGACGUCUGCCGCCACGCGCGGCCGGGCGGAAGCGAGCGCCGUUCGGGACCUCUCCUUAUGUCCGCCGACCGCCGCCGAACAAUCGCCGGCGCCCGCCUCGCCCGCCUCGCCCGCGUCGCCCCCACCCCCGCUGCCGCGAGGACAGAACUCUGUGGCGGUGUCGGUCCUGAAGAGGAGCCCGCCCCCGGUGGCUGCGACGCCGCCCAGAAAGGGAGGAGGGAGGAGGCUAAAGAAAGAGAGAGCGGACGAUGACGAAGGUGAAGAGGCUGCGGAGCUCGUGCAGGUCAAGCGGCCCAAAGAGGGGGAAGUCCGGGUCGGGUGCGCUCCGUCCUUCAGAGCCGAGCUGUCCGAGGAGACGCGGGAACGAAAAAUGGAAGAGGAGGAGGAAGAGGAAGAGGAAGAGAACGGUGCGAUGGACGUGGAAGAUGAAAGCGGGGCCGAGGAUAAGGAAAAAGACUCGCUAAGUUCCGGGCGUCACCAGAUGCUGCCCCUCCUGUCGUCGUUGUCGUCCCUCGUUCUGUACCUCCGGCGGCUGCAGCAUUCGGCCUUCCUGUCGCUGUCUCGCCAGCUGCGGUCGGCCGAGGCCUGGCGCCUCCUCUGCCACUCCAGCCUGGCGCUGCUCAUCCUGUACAACCGCCGGCGCGAGUGCGAGGUCUCCAAGUUGUCCGUCGGCGAGUACAGAGCGCGCGUGACUCCUCGGUGCCCCGUUCCCGUGCCCCCCGGCUCUCCGCCGGCCCUCACCCCGCUGGAGGCCUCUCUGUCUCCUUUUGAGCGGCUGGUGCUUUCCCACCUCCCGCGCGUGGGCGUCCAGGGCAAACGCGGGCGCAUCCAGCCCCUCAUUCUGCCGCCUCACUGCGAGCCCUGCCUGGAGCUGCUCCUGCAGACGCGCCGAGACGUGGGCGUGGAUCCGGCCAACCCUUACGUCUUCGCCAGGCCCUACCACUCCCCCGCCACGCCCCUGCGAGGCACCGACCUCCUGCGCAGCCUGGCCCGCUCCAGCGGCACUCGCAAUCCCAGAGCCCUCACCCAGACCAGGGUGCGACGGCAGGUGGCCAUCUUGACCCAACUGCUGCUGCUCGGAGAGGGAGAGGAUCCGGGCCGGCCGGGAGGCGGCGCGGCGGAAAGGCUGGAGCACUUCCUGGAGAGGGAGUACCACGUGACGCAGAACUGCGCCGGCAUCGGCCAGGAUCCGGGCCUGAUGGGCAGAGUGGGCCGCGUCGUGCUGUGCGGAGAGCGAGACGGAGUGCUCUUCAGAGGCAUGAGCCUAAACCACAUCUGCCUGGAGCUGGACGUUAUGUCGGGAAACUCCGCAGACUCGUUCUCGGAGGGAGAAUCGGAAGGCGAGCCGGUAAAGGAGAAGCCCGAGUCCCCCGGCACCGUCGCCCCCGCCGCCAAACCCGCGCCGACCUUGCUGUACGUCAGGAAGGGCAAGAACAACGGCCGAGUGGGCCGACCCAAGAAGCUGAAAAACGCCCAGUCGCUUGCUCCGCCUCCUCCUCCUCCUCCUCUACCGCCAAUCAGCCGAAGGAGAGGCUCCGGGAAGCGCGGCGUCCUGAAGCGUCCGUGGUCCGAGGCGGAGCGGGCGGCGGUGGAGGAACACCUGACCCAAAACAUCAACGAGCUCCGCGUGCCCGCCAAGGCCGACUGCGAGCGCUGCCUGCAACUGUGCCCUCUGCUGGUCAGCAACCAGCGGGAUUGGCGGGCCAUCAAGUUUUAUUGCCACAAUCGCAUUCAGCUGCUGAAGAAGAAUCAGCGGCGUGAGAGCGAGCCGCUGCCGCUCGUCGUGUGCUGAGAGGGGAGGCCGGUCGGCGUGCCUCCCGCUCUUACUCCAAACGUGACGGUCCGAAAUUUCACCGAUCGUCGCCGUCGGCCAUUACGGCUCUUUCGAGAACAGAGGACUUGAUUUUUUUUCUCCUUUUUACUUCCCUGCCGGUAAGACCGCGACGGCGGCCGGACGAGAGUACGUGCCGCGGACCGUGUCGGACGCGGACGUGUCGUCUCGCGACCGACGUGCGGCGCCGCAUCGAUUCCGGACAGCGUCGCGUCAGAGGUCGGACGGAGAAAGACGUCGGUCCGCUGCUAGCGUAGAAGACUCCCAAACACUUUUUCUUCUCUUCGCGCAGUUGACCUCAGUGUUAGAUCUUGUAUUAUUCUACCUGGUAGGUUCAGCUCAUCAAUCUCUCAGGAGGCAGGUACAUUUUUCGAGGAGUUCCGGGGCUCGAGUUGUGGAAAGUUGAGGAUUUCCUGUGGCGUCGGAACGUGUAGUUGUUACAUUUGGAGACGUGCAAUGUUUUGUCGAAUUGUCCUCAAUCAGAAGGUUUCUCCAAGCCGUUUGGACCCGCGUGCGUCCGCACUCCCUCGUGCAGUCCCUUUCAUCGAGGAACGAUGUUGCGGUUUUACUGCCUGUCGCGCAUUUGUUAUCCACAGCGGUCGAAACGCGCGACAGCCUAUAAGCUGGAUAUCGCUUUGUAUGUAUGUAAAUCGGAGACUCGUACUCGUUUUAAAGGUCGCGUAUUUUGACUAUUUCGACCUCCAUUGAGUGACUCUCUCACAAGGACUUGAUAUACAAGUGUCAAUUUGACUUUGGUUUAGUCAUCCGGGUGUCCAGAAAAGGCUCGUCCGACGGAGACUUCUUCUGUUUGACCCACUUUUGUAUCUGCUUUGUCCAUAUUUAGCGAAGACCGCCCCCCUUCCUCUUAAUCGGUCGCCACCCGCGUGUGUCAUUACGACAGCGCCGGCGCAGGAGCGGAGAGGCAGGCGGAGAUCUUCGCUCGUGAUGUCGAUAAGCUUGAGAAAUUCCGUUAAGUUGAUUUCAGGCCUCUUGGCAGAAAAACGUCUGCAACUCAGGAAUGUGUGGACCAUUUUAAUUCAUACUUCACAUGUUUACUGGGGCACCAUAGAGAAAAUAGUGCAUCCCAAAUGCUAGAAACAAGUUGGUUUGGUCAACUAUGGGACCUUGGAGAUUCUUCAAAAGUGAGCAGUUACAGAAUCUGAAAAGUGACUUUUGUGUGUUUCGUGUUUGUUUGCGACGUCCGCGUGCUAUUCUCCUCCGGUCCGUUUCCUUUUUUUUUUUAGCCGUAGCGAAGAAUCUCUUCAUCCGUCGUGAUUCAAAAGCGUCUGUGAAAACCGAAGAUGGAUACUUGAAGUUAAUGGCGACUUUUGCCCAGUCUGUAAUGUCCCUUCUUGCUCCAGCCUUGCCAGUUACAUUGUAAAUAACAAAUAUAUUCUCACUAUGAAAACCGCUAGACUUUAUGUAGCCUCCAUUUCUGAGUCAUUACUAUCUGUAUAUAAUCCUGUUUUGUAAAUAACGUCAAAGAAAAAAAGUGUUUGACAUGCCUUGGUUGGUGUUUUUUUUUCUUUUUCUAAGUCCUAUAAAACUUUAAAGCCCAA
Phycodurus eques (leafy seadragon) is the source of this 4878-nucleotide messenger RNA. Its product is annotated as serine/arginine repetitive matrix protein 1. Gene Ontology annotation, molecular function: protein binding. The record is from RefSeq and is a predicted model, not a curated record. The coding region runs from base 212 to 3280 and encodes 1022 amino acids. The transcript is spliced from 9 exons. NCBI's taxonomy places the organism in Eukaryota, Metazoa, Chordata, Actinopteri, Syngnathiformes, Syngnathidae.